UAAAUUGUCACUGUCAGUGUCAGUAGUUACCUUACAUUUUGUGAUGAUUUUGUGUAUCGUGGAACUAGAAAAGUUUUUGAAUAUAUGCCCAUCGUUGUAAUAUCAGAGUACUUUUAUUAUAUUAUGUUGGAUUUGAGCAAUGAGGAUAUAAAUCCUACAAACUGACUUUCAAAACUAUAAACAAAUCUGUACUACUGUAGAAAUAAAAAAAAAUUGAAUUAAAUAAAUUAAUAAAGAUUCAUUAGUUUAUAGAAACACACAGAAUGAGUGCAAUUUUUAACUUCCAAAGUUUGUUAUCUGUUAUACUGCUGUUAAUAUGCACAUGUGCUUAUUUGAGAUCGUUUUUCCCCAGUUUGAUGGACCGAAAUAAAACUGGCCUUUUAGGAACAUUUUGGAAAUGUGCUAGAAUUGGAGAAAGGAAAUCACCUUAUGUUGCAGUGUGCUGUGUUAUAAUGGCAUUUACAAUUCUAUUCUUAACAUAGUAUAAAUGUUAAGAAAAUAAAUAAAACAAUACAUUUUU
Zerene cesonia (dogface butterfly) is the source of this 520-nucleotide messenger RNA. It is a transcript of the gene ksh, whose product is annotated as protein kish-A. Gene Ontology annotation, biological process: protein secretion; intracellular transport. Bases 264 to 482 code for a protein of 72 amino acids. The record is from RefSeq and is a predicted model, not a curated record. The transcript has 3 exons. NCBI's taxonomy places the organism in Eukaryota, Metazoa, Arthropoda, Insecta, Lepidoptera, Pieridae.